CAUUUGUUUUAAUACAAAACGUCUUUUCAUGUAUUUUCAGCCGGAACUUUAUCUCUGUACGCCUGUAAAAGUCGACUAUACUACCAGCUAUUUUAUAGUUGGUUAUGAACCAAAUGCAACAAUGAAUACGGCACAUCAUAUGUUAGUGUAUGGUUGCGGUGAACCUGGGUCUACCAAACCUGUUUGGAAUUGUGGAGAGAUGUCCAAAGAGUAUUCUGCUGAUUCGGCCAGUCCAUGCGGUGUUCAUUCACAUUCACAGAUCUUAUAUGCAUGGGCGAGAGAUGCGCCAAAAUUGGAUUUGCCCAAUGGUGUUGGAUUUAAGGUUGGUCUAAAUACUCCAAUCAAAUAUAUUGUUCUUCAGGUUCACUAUGCUCACAUUAACAAAUUUAAAGGUAAGAUAUUCAAAAAUCAUUUACUAGCUUAAGCUUCAGAGUAUUGGUAACGACAAAUCAUAAUACGGCUGUCUAGGAAUAAUACAGAAACGAUGUGAAAUAUCAGGGGGAUGUUUGUAUAUGUAUUUAAAUAGAGUUUGCAUGAGAGAGGGCAUGUACACACGAAUAAUUUUGUCGCCUGAAGCCGUAGUACGUAAAAGGGGUCGACGAGAAAAAACGUAACCGAGUAGCCCGUGUUCAGGCAAUACUCUGAGUGCUUUUAUUUGUAACAGUUCGCUGCUACAAUUCCGCUUUCCUAUUAAUUUUGAAGCGCGAUUGCGCGCGGACAAAAUUCUAAGUUAAGAAUUAAACAGGGUUUUUAGUAGGGUUGUGUCCUCUCCCCGCAACAGUUUAACUUCUAUAUUUCCAAACUCCCUCAACCAUCAGAGGACGUUACAGUUGACAGCCUGUGGUGCUCUUUUACUCUGCAUACGACUUUGGUUAAAGUACAGAGCUGCAACAAACGCAGUCAAAGAAGCUUCAGACGUGUCAUAACACUGCACUUCGCACGAGAAAACGAUGUCACCUGAUCUCCAGUCGAACAACUACAUGGUGAGGCUUACGUGCUUCCCCUUAAGGAGCAUGACUAACAAUCUUUUAGCAUGCCCAACGAAUCCCACUCAUCUAAAACCCCUCUCGCGAUGGUCCGACCCCGUUAAAACAGCACGUUUUCUGGGCCUACCGUUAGAUGACAACCAACUUGAACCUUACCAACCAAGCGAAGAUUAACCGCUACAACAACAACCAGAAAAACUCGUAAGAGCUUAUAAACCAAGUAUUCAAAGUAAUUU
Bactrocera oleae (olive fruit fly) is the source of this 1222-nucleotide messenger RNA. Lineage: Eukaryota; Metazoa; Arthropoda; Insecta; Diptera; Tephritidae. The record is from RefSeq and is a predicted model, not a curated record.